Molecule: messenger RNA, 762 nt
Organism: Anisakis simplex (herring worm)
Lineage: Eukaryota; Metazoa; Nematoda; Chromadorea; Rhabditida; Anisakidae
Source: the annotation of a GenBank genome assembly
AUGCUGGAAGAAUCGUUUGUCGAUUGCGAUCCGUAUCAAGAAUCGUACUCUACGGUAUCAUCCGCUACCGCGAGUAGCACCAUUCUACUGUCAGAAGUGCAGAUUCUCUUCAUAUUUUGCAUAUGCGCUCAAAAAUCACAUUUGCUCAAGACGGGCGUCUACUGUGUACAGUUUCGAAAGAGCGUUAUCGAACGUGCUGGCAAUCCAUCCGCCUUCACUAUAACAAGACCACACAGUUCGAUCGCUGAGCCAACGCAACCGUCAUACAACGUUCCUAAUCUUAGUGAAUUAGCUUAUCGAGCAAUAAACGCAGACCGUAAUGAAGUGAACUAUCCGACAAAUUUCAUCUUUGAACGAUGUAAAACAACACGACGUCCAUAUGCGAGUUCAGUGACACAUCGACGUAACGUGGUUUAUUGUAAACAUUGCAAAUUAUUAUUCUAUGAGCGGAAUGAUUUCUAUGAACAUUUCAAGCAAUCUUCAUGUGCGAUGCCUGCAUGUGCAGAAGAUAUCAUUCAUGUUCAGUGUCGUGGUGCAGAGUGCAUACCAGCUGAAUAUGAAUAUGGUCGACGAUCGUGUUUGAUAACGUUGCAAUCGAAUGCAACCAUGGAAUGUACCGCUUGUGGACUUUCGUCACGCGAAUUCAGCUCGUGUGCAGACUUUCAUCGACAUCUUUUCAACUGUGAUAGCACCACUAUCAAUCAACAAAUAAAGCAGUCAAGAAACGUCACCAAUUACAAUUCCCAACAAAUCACUCAUUAA